Messenger RNA from Paramecium octaurelia, 3868 nucleotides. The record is from the annotation of a GenBank genome assembly. NCBI's taxonomy places the organism in Eukaryota, Ciliophora, Oligohymenophorea, Peniculida, Parameciidae.
AUGAUGGGAAUUCUCAAUUCCAUUUUUCCUGACUUUUUUACUCGAGAUUGGAUAUAUUUGUUCCCUUUAUAAAUAUAUGUGAUUAGGAAAUCUCUUAAAGUUGAACUAUACUAAUUCAUGGUCUACAAAAAUCUUGAAUAAUUGUCAAUAAACGAAUUAAAAUAUAUAUCAUGUAUGGUCUUUGAUGGACUAAGUUUAGAUAAUAUAAAAAAUCAAUUAUUUUUAUAUUAAUUUGUUGAAAAAAAUUCAAAUAAAAGUGAAAAAUUAUAUUCUAUAAGAGCAAAAGAAUUAAAUAAGUAAUCCAUUGAAAUUAUUUAACAAUUUAUACUGCAAAUGAUUCUUAGGCGUUUAGAAUGUCUUUCAGAAGAGAUAAAGACCCCUUUUAAAUUGUUAUAGAUAUACAUUAAUUAUAUUUAAACCUUGAUUGUUUUGAGUCUCUAUGUUGAAGCGUAAUAAAUUAUAGAAUAGUUAUUUCGAUAUACAUAAAAUAGUCCAUCUAAAAUAGCAUCAAAAACAUUUAAAUUAGUUAUAAGAGCAGAAUUGAAUUCAUUAUAUAAGAUCUAUUUUGAAAUCUUAGAAGAUAAGAUCAUUGCUAAUAUGCAAAAUAAAAUGAUCUAAUAAUCUUCAUUACUAAGAUUAAAUAAUUAAGCUAUAUCUUAGGCCAUUAAAUAGCUUACUAUUAUUAACUCUAAUAAUAUAGAUGUGCAAAGUAUAUUUAAGGACGUUCUAUAAUCGAAAUUAGAAUUUUUGAGUUUUAACUAAAAGGAAAAGAUAUCUGAAUAAGUAUUUAGUAAUAAAGUUCAUUAAAUUUUGACAGAGUAAGAGCACUUGCUAACUAGGUUAAAAUCAAAUUAUGAAUUAUUCCCAAGUAAUAUCAUGUUAUUAAUGAAUAGCAAUAUAGAAUUAAAGUAUACUGAUGACAUACUAAGUUUAAAUUCUAAACAACUUUCUUGAUGCUUACUAUUUUAGUUAAACGAUUGCAUUAGAUGAAGAUAUUAUCCUUAAACAUCACCAGUCAGAAAUGGUUAAUUUCUUUAAUUAAUCCUUUAAUUUUGUGAUUUUUGAAAUUCAUGAUCUAUAAAACAUUUAGAUAAAAUAUCAUUCAGCAAGUUAGAAUGAGAACUUCACUUUAAAAGAAGGAAAUCAAUUGCAUUCAUUGAUUCCUCAAUCAUUAAAGACCUUCCAUUAGUUAUUAAUAGAAAAAUUUUUGUAGGAAGGGUAAAAUAAAUAUUUUUAGGCUAUCGAUGAAACAUUCAUUUAGAUAAGAAAGGGUAUAUUUUAACCUAUAGACAUUUGCAUGGAUUUAAAUUAUAAAAAUACCCAAAACAUUGAGAUAAUUACAGUUUAUCGUUCGCCUUAGAGUGAUAAAUAAUUAAUGCUUGUAGAUUCUAACUUGCGAUUACAAGAAAUCAGUCUUUAUCUAUUUACAAAUGGCUUUAACAUAUAAGAAAAUUAAAUAGACUUUAUUAUUGGUCUACAUAUAACUAAAGUGAUUCCUGGAUUCAAAAGAUAUAUUGAUGAAAAACUCUUCGACAUAAAGAAUUGUCCUAUCAAUUUCUUUAAUUAUUAAGAUGAAUAGGAUUCUAAAACAAAAUCUAAAACUCACUAUAAUUUUGAUGAUUUUGAAUAGAUUUCAUUUUAUUCUUGCCAUUUAACAAUAAUUCAAAGAGUUUUUGUUGAUAAUUAAUUUUAUUAUAUAUUGAAAGUGGAUAAUCUAAAACUAGAUAGAGCUAAUUCAUAUAGUUAAUUUAAAAUGACAUAGAAUUCAGAACACUUUUGUGAGAUGGAUGAGGAAAUUGAAAUUAAUAUUCCGGAUUUAGAUGAAUUUAACCAAAAAUAAAUAAUUUUAAACACUGAUAGAUAGGAAGCUUAGUUGGAAUUAAUACAAAAUCAUUAAGAAUAUGAUUAAAAUUAUGAUAAGAAAUUCACUGAAACUUCAAUGUUUAAUAAAUAGAAACAAUAAGCAUAAAUCGAAUAGAAUGAAGAUUCUUCUAAUCUAUCUAGCAUUGCUAAAAUUAAAAAAUCUCCCUUUUAUAAAAAAUUUACACAAUAUUCCACUAUUAUCAACUCUCAAACUAGAUCUAAAAAUUUGAUUGCCUUCAAUAUUUUCUAUUUAAUGUAUAUAGUAUUAAUCCUAACAUUUUCAAUCAAAGUGAUUGUUGCUACCUAUUAAAUUAAAGAGUAUAUUUCUCAAAUGAAUUUACUAUCCAUUAAAAAUGAAGUUUAUUAGCCAAUAGAAUCAUUUUUAUUAACAAGAUAUACUAUAAUAACUUAUAAUACACUUUUAUCAACAAAGGCUGUUACAUAAAAUGAAUACUAAUAUUUGAUAAAGUUUCCAAAUUCAAACUUACUUUCAGGUUAUGAUGACUUAAAAAUUAGUAUAACCAAAGUGUUAGAUAUUCCCGAAUUCUAGCCCUUUUUGUAGGAGAAUUAUUAAAUUAUAACAUUAUAUGAAAAAACAAACAUUGGGAAGGAAUACAAUAUUACAUUUCGUGAGGCCAUACAUUUGCUAUUAAAUUAUUAAUACGAUUAUAAAUUGGCAUAUACAGUUAAGACAAUUGUAAUAGAUGGCCCCUACUUUUAUUAUUCCUAUAAAAAUUAUAUAGUAUUAUUCAAUAAAUUUUUGGACUUGUAAAAUUACACUUUAGAAUCAACAUUUACAUUAUGCGAUGCAAAUUUAAAGGAUAUUCAAAUUUAUCUUAUAAUAUUUGAUGUUUUGACUUUCUUCAUAGUGAUUGUUAAGGUCUACCACAAAGGUCAAAUACGAUAAUUUAAGAAUAAGAUUCUAACGCUUAUAAGAAAUUAAGAUCUUCAUUAAAACGAAUAGGAUAUUGUGAUAUUGAAAUAAUUUUAGUUACAAAUAUAAAAUAAUAGACAUAUGAUUUAUGGAUAUAAAUUAGAUUUAGAUGGAAUUGACAAAACUUUAAAAUCGCGGUAAAAACAUUUUAAAUAAAGAUAAAUAAAUUAAAAGAGACAAGUAUCUUUACAAAUGAAGAAAUAGCUAUUCUUAAUUAUUUUCCAUUAUUUAAUAUUUUUUGGAUUAAGUCUAUUAUUUUACAUUAUUAUAAGAAACUAUUUGGAUAAUUAUAAGCAAACAGCUCUAUAUUAUUAAAAAAUAUCCGAUACAAGUGUGAAUGUAUUAAUAAUUUAUGCUUGGAAGGAAGCAUUAUAUUUCAAAUCUACAUUUACAUUUUUAAAUAAAACAGAAAUUUAAUAAUUUUAAGAUCAUAUUUAAAGCAGUUUAAAUUCCUUGUAAGAAAUCGCAUCCAGUUUAGUAAAUGUAAAUGAUUUGAAUUUCUUAUUUGGAGAUUCAACAGAAAAAAUAGUAAAUAUUUUAACCUAAGAUUCAGUCUGUGAUAAUUUGAGUGAUGUAAGGAUUAUUUAAUAUUUAGAAAUACAAAACCAAAGCAGAUUCUAUUUGUAAUUACGUAAUGUAAGGUGUUCUGACGAAAGGGUUAAUUAAUUCGUUAAAUUACAUGAUUAACAGUGUAAAAACCGAAUAUGAUACUACUCAUUUUGAUACUAGAUAGGCUUAUCAAUAAUUAGAAUUAGAAGGUGCUUCUUUGGUAUCUGAUGUUUUACAGCAACUUACUACUUCCCUAAAAGAAGAAUUCACUUCAUUAACAAUGUAUAUGUAAUUUCAAAUAUUUGUAAAAAUAAUAAGCUAUAUUUUUAGAUUUUUGUAUCUGUUUUCAUUAUACUUGAAAUCGUGACAAUCUACUAUUUAAAUUAUUCAUUUAAGAUUGAACAAAGCAGACUAGAUUUGUUAAAGAAGUUCAUAUAUUUGAUGCCUUCAGGAACUUUAUUUUAUGAUGAAUAAUUCUAAAGACAAUUCAAAAGAGUAAUGAUUAAUGAAAAAAUUGCUUGA